AUGUCGGAGGAGUACACCAAGAGGCUGUGGCUUGAGGAGGACUUGGCGGAUGACCUGAAGUGGUCCAUGAUGGUCAAGAACGUCAUGUACUCUGGGAAGAGCAAGUUCCAGGAGGUCGACCUCAUACACACUGGGCCGUUCGGCAAGACCCUGUUCCUGGACGGCAAGGUGCAGAGCAGCGAGGUGGACGAGUGGGUCUACCACGAGCUGCUGGUGCACCCCGCCAUGCUCAUGCACCCAAACCCAAAGACGGUGUUCAUCUGCGGCGGCGGCGAGGGCGCGACGGCGCGCGAGGUGCUGCGCCACAAGAGCGUCGAGAAGCUCGUGAUGGUGGACAUCGACCAGGUGGUGUGUGACUUUUGCCACGCGCACCUGGAGGUGAACAAGGGGGCGUUUGAGUCGCCAAAGCUGGAGCUGAUCCACGACGACGCGCGGUCACAGCUGGAGGUGCGCUUCGGGCGGCUGCUGCUGCUGCCGCUGCCACUACCGCUGCUGCUGCUGCUGCUGCUGCUCCUGCUGCUGCCGCUGCUGCCGCUGCUGCCGCUGCUGCUGCUGCUGCUGCUGCUGCCGCCGCCACCACCGCCGCUGCUGCUCCGGUGGUGGUGGUGGUGUGAGAACUACCCGGGCAAGUUUGACGUCAUCAUCGGUGACCUGGCAGACCCAUUGGAGGGGGGCCCCUGCUACCAGCUUUACACGCAGGACUUCUACCAGACAGUGGUGUUGGAAAAGCUCAACCCAGGCGGCAUCUUCAUCACGCAGUCGGGGCCGGCCGGCAUCCUCUCAUGCACAGAGGUGUUCACGGCCAUCAACAGCACCCUGCGCAGCGUCUUCCCGCGGGUGGUGCCCUACACGCAGCACAUGCCCGUGUUCUGCGACGUCUGGGGCUACAACCUUGCGCUCACGGACCCUAGCCAGGCGGACAUUACCCCCGAGGAGAUGGACGAGCGCAUCGCGGAGCGGAUAGAGGGGGAGGCGCGUUUCCUGGACGGGGCCACUUUCAAGGGGCUGUGCUCGCUGAACAAGCACCUGCGCGGCUGCCUGGCGGCGGAGACCUCGAUCUACACCAAGGACAGCGCGCGCUUCAUCCAUGGCAAGGUAGCCGCCUCGAACUCUGCCGCGGCCACCAACGGGGCCAGCAGCUGA
Molecule: messenger RNA, 1143 nt
Organism: Monoraphidium neglectum
Lineage: Eukaryota; Viridiplantae; Chlorophyta; Chlorophyceae; Sphaeropleales; Selenastraceae
Product: spermidine synthase
Exons: 10
Coding region: 1-1143 (380 amino acids)
Biological process (GO): polyamine biosynthetic process
Molecular function (GO): thermospermine synthase activity
Source: RefSeq, a predicted model, not a curated record